This is a messenger RNA of Acaulospora colombiana, 1077 nucleotides long. The record is from the annotation of a GenBank genome assembly. NCBI's taxonomy places the organism in Eukaryota, Fungi, Glomeromycota, Glomeromycetes, Diversisporales, Acaulosporaceae.
AUGAAAUUGGACUUUAUUUUUCGCCCUCAUCUGAAACGCAAAAUGUCAGCCGAACUGUUAAUACUACUAUCCACGGAUUUUACACAAUUACUGGAAUCUGCUGAAGAUUUCAACGUAUUAAUAAGAGUUGGGGAACAACCAAAGAAUUACAAAGAAUUUAAAGCACAUUCCGUUGUCCUCCGGGCCAGAUCAAGUUAUUUCAAAAGUUCCUUGGCUGAUCAAUGGGUAGAGAGAGAAGGAAACUUUUACGUUUUAAAAAAACCCAACGUCCUUCCCGAAAUAUUUGACAUCAUUCUCAACGGAACGGUAAGCCUAGAAGACAUUGGUUGGUCCCGUAUGAUAGAACUUUUGGUGGCUGCAGACGAAUUAUGCUUGAGACAGUUGCUUAAUUAUGUCCAGAGUCACUUCGUGACGAAUGGAAUAGAUUGGUUGCGCGAUAAUUUUUAUAAAAAACUAUUGUUGGAGAUGCUAAAGUGUGAUGACCUUCAGCUUGAAGAAGUUGAUGUCUGGAAUGUGGUACUGAAAUGGGGCUCAUCACAAGCCAAUUUAUCACUUCAGAAUGAAGCAUUACCAAAGGAUGUGUAUGAGGAAAUAUUACGCUGCCAACUUACCAAAGAUACUUUUCUGAUUUCUUCAUUAAUGCCACCGCGAGGUAUCGCUCUUGAUUCUAACCUUAUUGGGUCACGUCACGCGGCACUAAUAGCAAAUUGGAUAGAUCGUCGGGAAAAAUUUAGUGGCGCUUGUCAAAUAGUACCUUACCAUUUCAACCUUCUACUUCGAGGCACACGAGACAGUUUUAAAGAGGAUGUAUUUCAUGAACUUUGCGAUAAUCAAGGUCCUACCCUGGUAGUGGCCAAGGUCAGAGACACCGGAGAGUUAAUUGGAGGUUUCAAUCCGGUUGGGUGGAGUUCGUCGGGACUUUGGAUUGAGACCACUGAAAGUUUUAUAUUCUCUCUAGGCGAUGGAUUAGACCCAGAGCUUGGGCAAGCUGUAUUGAGCAGGAUACUAAAUACUAAAUGUGCAAUCGACGAUUCACCUUCAAUUGGACCUUGUUUCGGAGUUUCAGAUUUAGUGAUG